Molecule: messenger RNA, 1402 nt
Organism: Nannospalax galili (Upper Galilee mountains blind mole rat)
Lineage: Eukaryota; Metazoa; Chordata; Mammalia; Rodentia; Spalacidae
Gene: Stard3nl
Product: STARD3 N-terminal like
Exons: 9
Coding region: 209-916 (235 amino acids)
Source: RefSeq, a predicted model, not a curated record
CGUCACGGGCUCCGGCGGCCCAGGGUUGCGGUCGCUGAGGCAGAGCAUCCUGGGCUCGGCCGGUCCCGCCCCGCAGCCCCGCCCCAGUGCGAGCCGGCGGGGACCGCCAGCGGGUCAUCAGGCCGGCGGGCCGCCCGUACCGCCGACGAGGCUGCUUCUCUUCAGUGAUGGUGGAGUUGGACGGAGGCUACUUUAACCCUCCUCCGGGAUGAACCACCCACCAGAAGACAUGGAGAAUGCGCUCAGUGGGAGCCAUAGCUCCCAGGCUUCUCUGCGAGACAUCCAUUCCAUCAACCCCACACAGCUCAUGGCCAGGAUCGAGUCCUGGGAAGGACGGGAAAAGAAGGGCAUAUCUGAUGUCAGGAGGACUUUCUGUCUGUUUGUCACUUUUGACCUCUUAUUUGUAACAUUACUGUGGAUAAUAGAGUUAAACGUGAAUGGAGGCAUCGAGAAGACACUGAAGAAGGAAGUGCUUCAUUACGACUACUACUCAUCCUAUUUUGAUAUAUUCCUUUUGGCAGUUUUUCGGUUUAAAGUGUUGAUACUUGCGUAUGCUGUAUGCAGACUACGCCAUUGGUGGGCAAUAGCGUUGACAACAGCCGUGACCAGUGCCUUUUUAUUAGCAAAAGUGAUCCUUUCGAAGCUUUUCUCUCAAGGGGCAUUUGGCUAUGUGCUGCCCAUCAUUUCAUUCAUCCUCGCCUGGAUUGAGACGUGGUUCCUGGAUUUCAAAGUGUUACCUCAAGAAGCAGAAGAAGAAAACAGACUCCUGAUAGUUCAGGAUGCAUCAGAGAGGGCAGCUCUUAUCCCUGCAGGACUUUCUGAUGGUCAGUUUUAUUCCCCUCCUGAAUCUGAAGCAGGAUCUGAAGAAGAAGCUGAGGAAAAACAAGACAGUGAGAAACCGCUUUUAGAACUAUGAGUUCUGCUUUAUAAAUGUGAAGAACCCUCACUGCAAGUCAUCCUGGGAAAAUGAUAGAGAUGGGUCUCCCAUGACAGCAGAAAUGGUGACAUCCGCUCACUGCUGGCUUCGUUGAUGAGCCAGUGAAUUUAUUUAUGGCGAUACCUCAUGGACACUGCCCCUCUUCCUCGCAGUUAGCCCCUGCCUGUGGUCAUCGGGUUGUGCUGUGAUCCUUCCUUUUCUGUGAGACUCAGUCUGACCUGAUAAUGAGUAACCGAAAGUCUUGUGCUACUUCUGAAUCAAAGGACUCUUAAUAUAUUGAAUAACACUUUUGUAGUAUGUGAAGUACCUUUUUAUUUCAAUUCACAGAAUGUAACAUUUGUUUCGUGUCUCAGAUUUUUUUUGUAUUUCUUUUUUAACACCCUACAUUCCUUUAUGUUUUAAAACUCAUGCACAUGUGCUCUUUAUACAAUUUUAAAAGUAAUAAAAUCCAACAUAUGAAAAUGA